Molecule: messenger RNA, 2631 nt
Organism: Drosophila elegans
Lineage: Eukaryota; Metazoa; Arthropoda; Insecta; Diptera; Drosophilidae
Gene: uncNacbeta
Product: proteoglycan 4
Exons: 2
Coding region: 117-2465 (782 amino acids)
Cellular component (GO): nascent polypeptide-associated complex; cytosol
Source: RefSeq, a predicted model, not a curated record
CGUUGGAUUCGGGUGGUUCCACUGGCGAAUGGUGGGCCUGUCCACUGCAUUCGUGAAUUCGCCCGUGGAGUUGCACAUCGUGUCUCUAGAAGCUGGUCAUUGAGUAAGACAAAAGUAUGAAUGUGGAGAAGCUGAAGCGCUUGCAGGCGCAGGUGAGGAUCGGGGGAAAGGGAACUCCGCGGCGCAAGAAGAAGGUCAUGCACCAGACGGCGGCCACCGACGACAAGAAGUUGCAGAGCUCGCUCAAGAAGCUAUCGGUGAGCACGAUUCCGGGCAUCGAGGAGGUCAACAUCAUCAAGGACGACCUGACCGUGAUUCACUUCAACAAUCCCAAGGCGCAGGCCUCGCUUUCGGCCAAUACCUUUGCCGUCACGGGUCACGGGGAAACCCGGAAAGUGGUCGAAAUGCUGCCGGAUAUCCUACCCCAGUUGGGUCAGGAAACGGUCGUCCAACUGCGUAUGUUUGCCAACGCCAUGAACAAUCAGAAGGGAGCUCCCUCCAAUGGAGAGGAACCCAUUGCCGUCGAGGAGGAUGAUGAUGUGCCCCUGCUCGUUGGAGAUUUCGAUGAGGUGGCCAAGGUGGAGGCCACCAAACAGCCGGAGCAGGCACCAAAAGCUCCUGCGGAGAAUAAACCCAAGGAUAAGCAACAGAAGCAGCCCCAGAAAUCCAACGAGAAACCCAAAGAGAAACAGGACAACAAGAAGGGUCAGGGCAAGGAUAACAAGAAGAACGAUCAGCAGGGCAACAACAAAGACAAGCAGGGUAAGAACAAAGAUCAGGUCAAAGGUCAGCCAGCUCCCCAAGCCAACAAAGCUGAGGCACCAACUGCGGAAGCUCCUAAACAGGAUCAACCAAAGCCGGAGCAGACCAAACCCAUUGAACAGAAGGUGGAGCAACCCAAAUCCACAAAAAACCAGCAGAAAACUGAAGCUAAACCUACUGAGCAGAAAGUAGAGCCACCCAAGGCGACAGAGAAACCCUCUGAAAAAGCCAAGCAGACUGAUCAACCCAAAGCCAAUGAACCAAAGGUGGAUACCCAACCCAAAGUCACCGAACAGAAGAUGGAGCAACCAAAACCGGCGGAGCAAAAGAUUGAAGUUAAGCCUGCGGAGCAAAAACAGGAAACACCGAAGGCUACUCCAACGGAGACUCCCCCGAAGACGCCAACUCCUGCUCAGAAGGCUCCAUCUCCUCCUGUCCAGACUCCCACAAAGGCUCCAUCUCCUGCUGUCCAGACUCUUGCCGAGAUUGUGGCCUCAGAGCCGCCCAAGCAGGCAACACCACCCGAGAAACCGGCUACUAAAAUUGAAGAGCAGCCUGCUCCAGCUAAAACUGAACCACCAGUCACCACUGCUCAGCCACCCAAGAGUGUUUCUCCUCCCAAAAACACCCAGGAUAAGCCCAAGGAGGCAAUUUCAGCGCAGAAUGCAACAGAGAAACCAAAACAAAAGACUCCGCCACCUGCCAAAAAGGCUACUUUGGCAGCAGAAGAACCAAAGAUUGCUCCCGAGGCUAUAAAAGCUAUUGAAACCCCAAAGAUUGCUGACGCAGCUGCCAAGACUCCAGCUGCAGAAGUGGCCAAAUCUACAGCUCCCGAAGUAACUAAACCCCAAGCACCAGAAGUGGCAAAACCUACAACUCCAGAAGUAGCCAAGCCACUAGCUCCACCAGAAGCCAAACCACCAGCUGCAGAUGUAGCAAAACCUGAAGCUCCAGAAGCAGCUAAACCUCAAGCACCAGAAAUAAAGGAUUCUGAGGCACCAGCAAAACCCAAGGAUCCAGCUGCAGCUGCUCCUGGAAAGCCAGCGGAGACGCCAAAGCCUGCUUCACCCAAGAAGGAGAGAUCUCCACCUGGCAAGCCAGUGACGCCCCCAGCUCCAGUGGCCUCCACAACCCCUGUGGCUCCGCCCUCCCCAGUGGCUCCCUCCACUCCGCCAACGACUCCCACCUCCAUGCCAGCCUCUGUGGCGGCUGUGACUCCGCCAUCUCCUGCCGCCGUCACACCGCCAUUGCCCGCUGCCCUUACUCCGCCACAGAAGCAGAAUGCCAAGAAGCAGGAGGCAGGUGGACAGAAGCCAAAGCAACAGCAGCCAGCCAACAAGCCGCAGCAGGCGCAGAAGCAACCACCAGGAGCAGGAGCAGGAUCAGGAGCAGGAGCCAAGCCCCAGCAGAAGCAGCCGAAUCCAAAUCCAAAUGCCAAACCAGCUGUGGCUCCAAAGCCAGCCCAGGCUACAGGGAAACCCGCUACUCCCAAAGCACCCAAUCAACAGCAACAACAACAGGGAAAAGCGGCAAAUAAGGCUUCUCCGCCCAAGCAAACUGGAGCAACUGGAGGGCAGCAGAAGCCAGCGGCGAACUCCCCCAAGACCACGCCCUCUCCAAAGGCGGCAGGCACCCCGAAAGCCACCUCCCCCAAGGCCGGAACUCCUCCCAAUCCCGCAUCCGCUCCUGCAGGCCCCAAUUGAUCCCGCCUUUAGCAUGCUCUUCAAUUUGAUCCCUUGCAUUUCAAACCUACCGCGCAUUUUCACACUCAGUUUUCGAUUUCAAUUAAUAUCUAUUUACCCCUGGUACUAAACGUUUUGGAUAAAUUGUGCUCAUUAUAUUUUUGAAUAAAUUUAUAAAUUUUCAAAA